Messenger RNA from Alligator mississippiensis (American alligator), 2136 nucleotides. Its product is annotated as zinc finger protein 239-like. Bases 409 to 1542 code for a protein of 377 amino acids. The transcript has 3 exons. Lineage: Eukaryota; Metazoa; Chordata; Crocodylia; Alligatoridae. Gene Ontology annotation, biological process: negative regulation of transcription by RNA polymerase II. The record is from RefSeq and is a predicted model, not a curated record. Gene Ontology annotation, molecular function: DNA-binding transcription repressor activity, RNA polymerase II-specific.
GAGACACUGAUGGUGCAACGCUUGUGCCCGCAGCUCCCGGCGGUGUUCGAGGCCGUGGCAGUGUGUUUCACGCGGGAGGAGUGGGAGCUGCUGGACGAUGAAGGCAAGGAGCUUUACCGGGACCAGAUGCUGAGGCAUUCCCAAGCCCUCGUUUCCCUGGUUCCCUGGUGAUGGACUACCCUGUGUCCCAGAAAAGGGUUUCAUCGUCAGCCAUCGUCCUGGAUCAUUUUCACUGCCUCGAGUCCUGGUGUCAAACCUUCAGUGAGAACAAACUCUUUGCUACUCCUUUGCCUGGAUUCACACUAAUAAGGAGGUGCCUGGCUGCCUUCCCAAGCUGAGCAGCAGCCUCCUGGGAAAGGGCCUGCAAACCUGGAGCCCCCACAAACUUGCCCAGGGAGUCGGGGUGAGAUGGACGCCCUGAGACCUGAGGAGGACCGAUGGCCCCAGAGUGAGGGGAGGGCCCCAGAGCAGACGGAGGUUGCAGCAGUGGACCAGGUAGCGUCUCCAGUUGGCCAUGAGAGUGGGGAAGAGCCAGAAGCCAGAGGGAGCCCCGAGUGCAAGGACGAAUUUGUGGAGCUGAGCGAGCUGGAGAGCCACAAGGUCAAGUUGCAGUGGAGAGAGAGCCUGCGUCCGAACCAAGGCAGUGGGGAGAGCCUCGGGGGGAAACAGGAGCUCGCUGCCAUGUCCCAGGAGAAAGCCCAGCCCUGCCCCAAGUGCAGGAAAACCUUUAUGUGCCCCUCACUCCUGGCUUUGCAGAAGAUGAGGCAGUCUGGGGAGAAGCCCCACAUGUGCGCAGAGUGCGGGAAGAGCUUCCCCUGCCUCUCGACCCUGAGCGCUCACCGCAGGGUGCAUUGUGGAGCGCCCACCCACCGCUUCACCCAGCGUGGGAAGAGCCUGGUGUGCAGCCCAGAGCUGGUCAAGCAGCAACCUGUGCGGAGCGAGCAGCUUCGGUACCUCUGCGUCCCGUGUGGUAAGAUCUUCAGCCACUUCUCGUCCCUGGCUCAGCACGGGAACAUCCACUUGAGGAGGACGACACACCGCUGCACCAAGUGCAGGAAGAGCUUUGCCAGCCAGCAAGACCUGUCCCAGCACCAGUGUGCGCAGAGCCGGCAGCAGCUACACCGCUGCAUCGAGUGUGGGAAGAGCUUCAGGCAGCCCUCCGACCUGGCCAGGCAUCGGCGCAUUCACACGGGGGAGAAGCCACAUCAGUGCUCGGUGUGUGGGAGGAGAUUUACCCGUUCCCGUGACCUGGCCAGGCACAAGAGCGUGCACACAGGGGAGAAGCCACAUCAGUGCUCUGUGUGUGGGAAAAGCUUUACCCGCUCCUGUCACCUGGCCAGGCACAGGCGCUUGCACACGGGGGAGAAGCCACAUCAGUGCUCGGUGUGUGGGAAGAGAUUCAGCGAAGCUGUUUACCUGGCAAGGCAUCAGCAUGUCCACACAGGGGAGAAGCCACAUCACUGCUCUCUGUGUGACAAGAGCUUCAGUCACUCCUCCAACCUGGCCCGGCACCAGCGCGUCCACACCCAGCAACAUCCAUAAUCCCGCCAGCAAUGCAGGAAGGGCUUGCGGACGCCGCCCUGCUCAGCCCUGCCCCGUGGUUGCAUUCAGGCAAGCAGGCUCGUGCUGGUGGAGUGCAGGAAGGGGGCACCCGUUGUAGGGCAGUGCAGCACCCAAAGGACCCGGAGACCGGCCCCCCAAGUUUGCUGGUAACACCUCCUGCAGAUGCCCGCACAGGUGCUGUGAGGAGACGAGCUUUGUAUCAGCCUUGGAGCCUGUGUCUUCCCAACUAAAUGAAGCCAGUGCUCCCAGGGAGAAAAGAAGUGCCUUCAUAACAGGGUGCCCUCCCCAAGACAGCUAGCUCCAAAUGACACCCCGGGACUGUCCUGGGCUAUCUCCCAGCUUUGUCCUCCCUCCUGGUCCCAGGGUUCCUCUAUGCGAGGCCCUUGAGGUGCAGCAAGGAGGACAUUUGUGGCUGGGAAAGCAUUCCCAAUCCUCCACCCUGACUUCACCUUUCCUCACCACCACAUGAUCUCUGUACUGUGCUGGGUGGCUGCAACUCCCCCUGCCCUCCUUCCCUUCAGUGCAUUCAUUAUAAUGCACCCUUUGCUAAUAAAGCCCCAGAACUGGACAUAA